This is a messenger RNA of Scutellospora calospora, 303 nucleotides long. The record is from the annotation of a GenBank genome assembly. NCBI's taxonomy places the organism in Eukaryota, Fungi, Glomeromycota, Glomeromycetes, Diversisporales, Gigasporaceae.
AUGAGCAUUGUUGUUAAUAGAUUAAAGAUGAGCAUUGUUGUUGAUAGAUUGAAGAUGAGCGUUGUUGUUAAUAGAUUAAAGAUGAGCAUUGUUGUUGAUAGAUUGAAAGUAAGUAUUGUUAAUAGAUUAAAAGUAAAUGUUGUUGUUAAUAGAUUGAAAGUAAGCAUUGUUGUUGAUAGAUUGAAAGUAAGUGUUGUCAAUAAGAUGAAGAUGAGUAUUGUUGAUGAGAUAAAAGUAAGUGUAAGCAUUGUCGAUGAAAUGAAAGUGAGUUAUUUUGUAAUAGCACUUUAUAUUAGUAUCUAG